Pogoniulus pusillus (Red-fronted tinkerbird) is the source of this 990-nucleotide messenger RNA. RefSeq names its product arrestin domain containing 5 (gene ARRDC5). Gene Ontology annotation, biological process: protein transport. NCBI's taxonomy places the organism in Eukaryota, Metazoa, Chordata, Aves, Piciformes, Lybiidae. The transcript has 3 exons. The record is from RefSeq and is a predicted model, not a curated record. Gene Ontology annotation, cellular component: cytoplasm. The coding region runs from base 1 to 990 and encodes 329 amino acids.
AUGUCAACAGUUAAAGCAAUUAACCUGGUGCUGCCUGAAAUUGAGGUGUAUGUGGCUGGCUGCAGCAUAGAUGGCAAACUGGUUCUGAAUCUCAGGAAUACCCUGGUGGAUCCUCUUGUAAAGGUGGAACUUGUGGGAAGAGGCUUCCUGAGGUGGCUCGAGGAGGAUAACCCUGACCUGGACUACUACAAGAGUACAGCUUGCACCAAUGAUGCAGUCUAUGUCUUCAAAACUAAGAAUUUCCACAUAGAGGGUGGCUGCCUGGAUUCUGGGGUUCACAUCUUUGACUUCCACUUCAACUUUCCUCCAAGUAUUCCCUCUACAUUCACCAGCAAAAUUGGCUGCAUCUCCUACUUUGUUCAAGGGAUUUGCUGCAGCUGCCAAGAUGUCUUAGCUAAAGAGGAGAGAUGUUUACUGUUGCAAGGAAGUACUGGUAACCACAGCAGAUACGUGGAAGACGAGGCCCCAGUGGUGGUGGAAGCUAGGAAGGAUGUGAUUUAUUUCUGCUGCUUCAGUUAUGGCUCUGUGAUCCUUCGGAUCUUCCUUGAGAAGAGGAUAUUUUGCCCUGGAGAAACCAUUGUCUUCAAGACAGAUAUUUGCAACAGGACAAACAUGUAUGUCAGAAAGGUCUGUUUUGCUGUACUCUGCAUUGUCCUGUAUAGUGGCUUCAGCAGCAGGGGAGAAUUGCGUUCCUUGGAAACCCAAAGUGAAGUAACGAGGUUGGAGCUCCAGACCAACACAGCACCCUUUGGGACCAUGAGAGUUACCAGCUCACUGGUUCUGCCAAAACCCAUGCCUGUCACCAGCACCCUCAAGCAAAAUAAAAUCAUGGCAUUUAAGUACGAGCUGGUAGGCACCUCUGACCUUUCUUGUGCCACAUCCACCAUCAUAGCCAGGGCGCCCAUAAUCAUAGCAGCCACACUGGAUCAUUUCUCUGGGGAGAAGAACACCGUGCCUCUUCAUGAAAAUAAAGGAGUCAUCAUAAAGUAA